UUUUUAAAAUAGAAGCUGCUGCUCUUCCCUUUAUAUCAAUUAAUCGUACGUUGUCCUUCUCUUGAAAGACUUAUAUAGGCGUGCACACGUUGUCCGCGGCAAGCACCAGGUGUCUUUCUGGACUUUUAAGUUCUCAUGAAACCUUUUUACAGCGGCGCAUCAAGUUUCGACAAUCGAAAUUGCAAUAAAGACGCAGCGAGCGAGCCCUUCUUCACAUUCACGCUAUAUCUACUUCUUCCACAUUCGAGAUAUCAAAUCGACACAAUGCUAGACGACUGCUUGAUACGCGCAUCUGACAUUGCUGGUACAGCAGGCCCGAGUUGCCUAAAUUGUGGUGGUUCUGUACGACUGUCUUGUGGUUUGAAAAGUCGAGGAUACGGGCGGGAAGAAUAAUGCCGACGCUCCAACCAUUCAGUCGCGCGCCGACUUUCAAAUGUCACAGAGUAGCAGCGGAACAGCACGACAACUGACGACUAUCGGGGAGAAGGAACCUGGUGCACGCGGAUAUGUUACUGUUCAUUGUGGGCUCGACCCUUGCCGCCCUUCUUGGUCUCGCUCUCGUCAAGAAGAUGAGCCUGGCUUGCCUCGUCAAGAGGAUCUACUAUGAGCUCCAAUACAAUAUGAUAGGGGUCAAGGGUAUCGUCCUCGACCAUCUACAGGCCAGCUCCAAUCGCACGGAGCUGCCGCAAUUGACAGGAAAAAUAGCGAUCGUUACUGGUGGCUCUCGGGGCAUGGGUACAGAAGUGGUUCGAAUGCUUUUAAAAUGCGAUAUGACAGUUAUAAUUGCUUGUCGAAGUACGUCAGCAGGCGAAAAUAGCGUCAAACAUAUAAGAGAAUCCAACAUUGAAACUGGAAAGACGAUUGUUAUGGAACUUGAUAAUUCAAGUUUGGACUCCGUUAGAAGAUUCGUUAAAGAAUUUUAUAAUAAAUACGAUAAGCUUGAUAUUUUGAUAAACAAUGCUGGAGUAAUGUUUACUCCUUACAAAGAAACCAUAGACGGUUUCGAGGAGCAAUAUGGUGUGAAUUAUUUAUCGCAUUUUUUACUUACAAUAUCAUUAAUUCCAUUAUUGAAAAAUGCUGGGACUUCCGAAUAUUACUCACGAAUAAUUAAUGUCUCGUCAUGUGCACAUUUAAUAGGAAACAUUAAUUUCGACGACAUUAACCUCAAGGAAAAUUUUGUCACGGGUGAGGCUUAUGCACAAAGUAAAUUAGCUCUAUUAUUAUUCACAAAAUUUCUGUCAAGGUUCUUUGAAACAAAUAAAUUAUAUAUAAGCGUAAAUGCCGUUCAUCCUGGAAUUGUCAAUACCGAGCUUUUUGAAACGAGUUAUCAUAAAUAUUUAAAAUUUAUUAGGAACCUGAUUUUUAAGAAACCAGAAGAAGGUGCUACGUCGAUUGUGUUUGCAGCAGUCAGUCCGCAAAUAGAGCAAAAAUCUGGAAUAUAUAUUAGUAAUUGUCUUGAAUCUUCGGUAAUGUCACUCGUUCACAAUAAAGAGCUUCAAGAUCGACUUGUUCAAUUUUCACUUAAACAAAUAUAAUCAAUUAUACUAUAAUAAUUAUAAUUGCAAUAUAAUUAUUUCGAUUA
Molecule: messenger RNA, 1582 nt
Organism: Ceratosolen solmsi marchali
Lineage: Eukaryota; Metazoa; Arthropoda; Insecta; Hymenoptera; Agaonidae
Product: dehydrogenase/reductase SDR family member on chromosome X
Exons: 8
Coding region: 507-1535 (342 amino acids)
Molecular function (GO): oxidoreductase activity
Source: RefSeq, a predicted model, not a curated record